Messenger RNA from Columba livia (rock pigeon), 5095 nucleotides. It is a transcript of the gene CEP120, whose product is annotated as centrosomal protein 120. The record is from RefSeq and is a predicted model, not a curated record. Lineage: Eukaryota; Metazoa; Chordata; Aves; Columbiformes; Columbidae. Gene Ontology annotation, cellular component: centrosome; centriole. The transcript has 21 exons. The coding region runs from base 202 to 3273 and encodes 1023 amino acids. Gene Ontology annotation, biological process: positive regulation of centriole elongation; centrosome cycle; interkinetic nuclear migration.
GCGGCGGGCGGGGCUGCCGUUGCUAGGCGGAAGUGCGACGGCUGGCGGCAGUUGGAGUUUAAAGGCUCCGAGGCGGUAAAGCGGCGGUCGGUGGCGGCAGAACGGCAGUGGAGCUGCUUGGGCUUCAGGUGCGUCCUUCGCUCCGCUUCGCGAGCAGCUGCGCUUCCUGACCCCGCAGCAGCCGCCGGGCGGAGCGAGGAGAUGGUCUCCAGAGCCGCCGAUCGGCUGCUGAUCGUCGUCUCCGUUCUGGAAGGGCGCUAUUUUCCAAAACGACCCAAGCAUAUGCUUAUAGUUGAAGCGAAGUUUGAUGGUGAGCAGCUGGCUACGGAUCCUGUAGAGCAUACCGAUCAGCCAGAAUUUGCUACGGAAUUGGCUUGGGAACUUGAUAGGAAAGCACUUCAUCAGCACAGGCUGCAGCGUACGCCUAUCAAACUUCAGUGUUUUGCAUUGGAUACUGUAACUUCAGCUAAAGAGAAUAUAGGCUAUAUUGUACUUGAUUUAAGGGCUGUGCAGGAAAAUAAACAGACACCAAAAUGGUAUGCUCUGCUUAGUAACAAGUACACUAAAUUUAAAUCUGAAAUACAAGUAGGUGUUGUGUUGGAGACUGAUUCAAAAGCAAUGGUUGAUGGUUUUAAAGCAAAGGAGGCACCCCCUAGAGAAGGGAAGGCACCUGCCUUUCUUUCUGCACUAGACUCUAAAAGUAUUGUACCAGUCUUGAAUGAAGAAGAGGGCUAUCAUCAAAUUGGACCAGCAGAGUAUUGCAGAGACUACUUUGUCUUGUCUGUAACUAUUGCAUUUGCCACACAGUUGGAACAGUUAGUUCCUAGUACUAUGAAACUUCCUGAACGGCAGCCCGAGUUUUUUUUCUACUAUUCAUUACUGGGAAAUGAUGUCACAAAUGAACCUUUCACUGAUUUAAUUAAUCCAAACUUUGAGCCAGAAAGAGCUUCAGUUCGAAUACGUAGUACAGCUGAUGUCCUUCAAGUUUAUUUUGGUGCACAGUCAAAGUUGCAGAUCCACCUUUGCUGUGGGGACCAGUCUCUUGGAAGCACUGAAAUACCACUUUCUGGACUACUGAAGAAAGGAAAUGUGGAGAUUGAUCAGCACCCUGUGGCAAUAGAAGGAGCAUUUGUCCUUGUUCCACCCAAUAAAGCUAAACAGAAACUGCCACAGUUGCCUCUGGAUAUGGCUCCUACUAUUGGGGUAUCUGUAAUUCUGCAAAGGGAGAAUACGAUUGCCCAGCCUUUGAUUCCCUUAAAUGCUCAAGUGGAACCCAAACAACCACAGGAUAAAGUUCUUUCACCUAUUAGUGGAAAAAAAGAGGGCCUGCAGCAGAGAUCCCAGAACGUCCCAACCCAAGAUGACCGCUCUUCUUCAACAGAAGAUGAAGCAACAGAAAGUGAAGUGGAAAGUCUUAAGGUUGAAAAAAGCCUGAAACCAAAGCAAAACGGGCUGGUGACUGAGUCUUGCCAAGAGGUUAACAAGUAUACUGAAGAGCUUCCAGUUUUUAAGUCACAGAGCACAGCAAAGACACCUCUGUCAGAUCUGCAAAAUUCCACUCAUAAGGGUCCAGUAGCUGCAUCUCAGCCCAACCCUGUGGGUGCAUCCAGCUCUUCUGAGCCUGUGUCAGCACAGAAAAUUGUCAUUCCAGCAGCCUCUCACCAUUUUUGCUUUUCAAUAGAUUUGCGAAGUAUCCGUGGUCUGGAAGUUGGUUUUCCAAUAAAUUGCAUUUUAAGGUACUCGUAUCCAUUUUUUGGCAGCGCAGCGCCUAUUAUGACAAGCCCACCUGUAGAAGUCAGAAAGAACAUGGAAGUCUUUCUUCCGCAGUCCUACUGUGCAUUUGACUUUGCAACCAUACCUCAUCAGCUUCAAGAUACAUUCUUCAGAUUACCUCUGCUGGUUGAAUUGUGGCACAAGGAUAAAACAGCUAAAGACUUACUUCUAGGGGUGGCGAGACUUCAGCUUUCAAAUGUUUUGGCUUCAGAAAAAACCCGUUUCUUGGGUGGUAAUGGUGAACAAUGCUGGCGUCAGACUUGUAAUGAAACAGUCAGUGUCACAGCAGCAGAAGGGUCAGGCAACAGAGUAGCAGAGCUUUCAUAUGCUAUCACUUUGGAAGACUAUGGGCUUGUGAAAAUGCAAGAAGUUCUGGUGUCAGAUUCUUCUCAAUGUGCAGGUGCUGGUCAACAACGGCAUGUCCCUCCCAUUCAGCCUCGUUGUGCCCCAGAAAACCAUCCAGAACCUCGAGAAACUCUUGAAUACAAAGCAGCAUUGGAGUUAGAAAUGUGGAAGGAAAUGCAGGAGGACAUUUUUGAAAAUCAGCUUAAAAAGAAGGAAAUGGCUCAUAUGCAAGCACUUGCGGAAGAAUGGAAGAAAAGAGAUAGAGAGAGAGAAGCAUUAGUGCAGAAAAAGGUAACAGAAUAUACUGUUUUGGAAGAACAACUUCAGAAAACUCUGAGAGAUCUGGAUAAGCGAGAAAGACAGCUUUUUAAUGCUGAAUCAGAGCUUCAAAGAGUAAAGAAGGAGUUGCAAGCAGAGCAUGAACGAAAUCUGCAGGAGCUACAGGAUUCUGUGCGGCGAGCCAGAGAAGAAUGUGCACACCAGGUUGAGCUAGAAAGGUCAAAAAUCAAACAGCUGGAAGAAGGCAAGCUUCACUUACAGCAGCAGCUUUAUGAAGCAGAAACUAAACAUAAAACUUUGGAGAAGGAGUUCCAACAAUACAAAGAACAGCAAAGUAGUAAACCAGAAAUCCAGCUACAGUCGGAAAUAAAUCUUCUCACUUUAGAAAAGGUUGAACUUGAAAGAAAGUUAGAGUCAGCUACCAAGUCAAAGCUCCACUACAAACAACAAUGGACAAGGGCUUUGAAAGAACUUGCAAGGUUAAAACAGCGUGAACAAGAAAAUGCGAUGGCUCAUCUUAAAAAGCAGCAACAAGAGCUGGAGCACAUGAGGUUGCGCUAUUUGGCAGCAGAAGAAAAAGAGCUGGGGAAAACAGACCGACAAGAGCUGGACGAUAUCAGAAAUGAACUCAACAGGCUAAAGCAACAAGAAGAAGAGAGAAAGCAAUUGCAGGAUACUAGAGAUAAUUCUGCUGCUCGAGUGGAUAGUCUUCAUUCUAGAAAAGUAAAUGAUAACGUGGAUGAUUAUCUAUCUCGUCUGAUAGAAGAGAGGGAUACACUGUUGAAAACAGGAGUAUAUAAUCAUGAAGACCAUAUUGUAAGUGAACUCGAUCGUCAAAUCAGAGAAGCUAUCGCAAAAAGGAACACCACUAGAUAAGAACAUACAAAAAAUUGUUUAAAAGGGCCAAAGUUUGAACAGUGAGUGUUUUGUUUUUUUUUUUUUUUUUAGAAACAUGUAUUACAUUGCUAAAUAUGUAAGGUCAUUGUAUAUAUUUGCAGCAUGUGAAGUUAAGCACGGUUGUAAGUUUUACGGGACAAUGACUGGUUUUUAAUGGUGGUUUUUUUAGUCAUGUGUAUAUGUGUAAAUAUAUUUAUCUUGUGUAUUUUCUUUGAAAAUAUUUUGUACUUCCUUUUGCAUCACCCUGGCUAGGUUUAUUUGUAAUCUUUUUAAUAUUCUAACAUUUUUGAGCAAUACUAUAAUAUUUUCUUUCAAUUUAUGAAGAGAUCUCUUCAGCUAUACUUGGGAAAAGUUACAUAAGCUGUGUUCUCAGACAGAACUCUUAAUUCUGAACCAAAGUGCAGCACUGGCAAAAUAUCACUUUUUUUACUAAAUCACACGGUAAUCAAUUUUUCUUCCUCAGCUGUAGCUAAUAUAACUAAGCUGUGUAGUAAAUAAGAGACAAUGGUGGGGGGAGGAGGAGGGGAACGUCUGAAUCUUAUGAAAAGGAAACUGAAUCAAUUAAGUAACUAGACUGUUGGUACAGCAUGAAAAUCCCUUUGCACUAGCAGUUUUGCAGAUAGGCCUGUAAGGGUGAACACAGGAGGGUACAGGCCUAGUUCAGAACUAUACAUACGUUCUUACUUCCAUCGCUAAUCACGAAAGAUACUUGAAUCACUAAUUCAGUGAAUUCAUGCACUUCAAAAUUCUGAACACAUACAUAAAACAAGAGCUUUUAAAAAUAAAUAAGUUCUCCUUAAUUGAGACCUAACUACUUUACUGUUACUUUAUAAAUAUUUCAAAGCAUGUUACCUCAUGACCACUUAAAUUGUACGUGUAGGUCUUGACUGUAUGAAUAGAAGCGAGCUCAAGACAUUGCAUAAAAGAAGAGAAAUCCACAAUAAAUUUUAGUUUGUAUGUAAUCACAGUUGAAGCAGUUUUGGUUUCCAGCCUUCAUUUUAUUUCAAAUCAUUUUUGGUUUACAAUAAUUUAUGCAGAUCUACCUAAUAUUAACUUAAAACACUGUCCUUUCAAUAGGCAUAUUGUCUGUUCUGUAGGCAGAAACUGGACAAAUUUGAAAAGUCAAACUCUGUUUGAAUGUCAAGUACAUAAAACAUCUUAUGAUUGGUUAGUUUUAGAAUGAACAAAGAUACAAAUGCAAAAAUUCUUUUUUUAACAUAAAUUCAGUGAACUGCCAUGGACAUAGCUUUCCUGUUUGUACGAUGUUAAUUACAAAACUGACUUUGCCUCUAGAUGCAUUGUUUUGUUUUCCCUACCAUGGCCAUAUAUUUGUUUAGGCUUCUUGUAUAAAUCAAGAUCAUAUUUUGUGCAGAAUUAUCAAUACCAGACUUCAUAAGAAACACUUUUAUAGUACCUUGCACACUGUACUGUAUUUUUCAACUUGGUGUGCUUAAAGACAAAGCAAACACCUUCAUAAAUCCAUGAAAAGUCCUUCUACAGAUUUUUUUUUUUCCCAUCAUGGUUUUGUCAUAUCGCUGAUACAUGAUCGUAUGUAAUUAUUGUAAAUGAAUCGAGGAUAUUCUGUUUUGACAGGAAGACUUGCUCAUGGUGUUUUUCAACUGCUUGCUCACUUGUUAAAGUGCAAUUUCUUCUUCAGACGCUGGAGGGUGCCUUAGACUUAAAGAUCACAGACUGUGUUGAUUAAAUAUUUGUAACUGGUCACUCUUUUUGAACUGGUAUUCUGUGACGUUUCAGGUGUGUUGCUUUAUUUAAUAAAAAUUCAGAUUUUAAGUAGUAAGAA